AUGUCGUCUGUUCAGCAUGUUCAACGGACUAGUCCACCUUAUCGCGCCCCACGUCCUAGAUACUACAGCAGACAAACCAACAUUCAACCUUCCCGAGACUCAACCAUCCCACCACUCUCACAAGAGAACUCCAACUCCUCCGACCUUUUCUACAGCGAUGAAAAAUCAAUCUUCAAUGCAGUCCGGGUCUCCACCCCCAACGAGGAUUCCCGUCCCUACGAAAUUCCCUACAUCAUGGAAAGAGGGCGGGCAGCUAAUAUGGCCAGGCUCAUCCCACCAGGAUCACAAGGAUCCUCUCAAGACAGCCACUCAGCAACCCAGCAUCGACGUCUCUUCAAAUCACGACAGCGAGCAGACCAACUUGGGUGGCGGAACCAGCUCUUCUCUGACAACGGGGCGUAUCAUACAUCGCAACUGGGCCUAAGCCCUUUGAACGAAGGGGAUUAUUUACCCGAAUCUGCUGGCAAUCAGCACCGCAAAGCUAUGUCCCUCGAUGCAGUGGAUGAUCACAGUUCUAAUAGCCCCCGAAAACAUCCCUGUUGGCCUGGAUCAGGCAUGCCAACGGCUGUGAGGACUGUUCAACCAACAUACCCUCCACCGGAAAGAUUACCCACACCUCCAGGUCUCCCAUCGUUCAACACCCCAGAAGCCAUGUACUGCUCUGCCCAGUUUCUCAUUGGGCACAACGGACCACGGGGUCUGCCAUCUCAUCGCCCACACGGAGUAUCAGCCACCGGCCAACGAUCCAGCUCAUAUGGCGAUGCAUUCCGAAGAUUCCUGGGCUUACAACCGACAGUUGAGACUGAUCCAGUCGUGUCUGGAAGUAUCGGCAUUGGGCGAGCACCAGACGGAACUAUCGUCCAAGGCAGGUUUCCACAACGACAGAGUGGCCACGGUACGAAUCUAGCAAGACAAAUUGAGGACCAUCCAUUCCACCAGAAUACUCUUCGUGUCGCUCCUACCUCUCAAGCUAGUCCCAAUCUUGUUCGGAAUAGCACACAAGCAGAUUCCAGUGCAUCAAAACGUUAUCCAGAUUCUCAACCACGAAAGAAAAAAGUCCGCACAAUGGGCUUGGGUAUCUUGGGUCGAUCGCUUAUUCCAGCCUCUGUCCCCGUUCAAAGAGCACAGCACGAACCUAUCACUAGCCCGAUAUCUCCUCUGCAAUUACCGCAACCGCGAUACGACCUUAUUCGAACACCGAGUGAUCGUCGAUCAGAAGAUCAAGUGCUCAGUGCGGGGACGUAUACAGUGUGUGAUAUUUUGGCUUGGCUUCCGAUCCAGCUGUACCUCUGCUGCUGCUUUAAGCGUCUCUCUGUCGAGGACGACGAUGAUCUUGAAAUUAUCAAUUCUAGGGAGACUUAUGCGACGGCAAGAAGCCGGUUUUCGGGUGUGGAGACGGAUGGAAGUAGAGUUGGGCCUUCUCCAUGA
Molecule: messenger RNA, 1428 nt
Organism: Penicillium pulvis
Lineage: Eukaryota; Fungi; Ascomycota; Eurotiomycetes; Eurotiales; Aspergillaceae
Exons: 1
Coding region: 1-1428 (475 amino acids)
Source: RefSeq, a predicted model, not a curated record